AUGGAUGCCGUGGUCGAUGGUCAGUUAUCCAGUGCCAGUUCAAGUUCUGAGCCACCUAGUUCUUUGUCGGAAAACGUGGAACAACUUCCUUUGCUUGACAAGGAGAGAUACGUGAACAAGCUGGGGAACAUUGGAACAUGCAAUCCAUACCUCAUCCCCGCAUCAUGCUGCACACCGUUGUUGAAAUCCAACUUGCUACCAAAGCUAGAAUUUCCAGAUAUUUAUAAGUACCUCAUAAACUUCCCUUCGUCUUACACGGGGGAAGCCAUGAAGGCUUACAAAAGUCUAGACGGAUACAAGUAUUUCAUUGCUGGUAAAGUAAAUCACUUACUUGUGUGGCACCAGCCAAUGAAACGUGACCCAACUACCUCUGUUUUUGUGAUUUUGUCAAAGGUACACCAUUCACAGAGACUCAAUGACCCCCCUGUCAAGGUAUGGGUGGCUAUCCAAGAGGAUGGAGUUGUGAUCACUGCGCAUUGCACAUGCAUGGCAGGAGUAACGGAGGUAUGCUCUCAUGUAGCGGCAACUCUGUUUGCUGUGUCAAAAGGUGUGGAAAUGAGCACAACUACUUGCACAUCCAAACCAUGUACGUGGAUUAAGCCAGCAAAGAGUAGAUCUAGCGGUGACGACAUGUAUGCGGAAGCAAGCAACAUCAACUUCAGCAAACCCAAAAGGAGAAUGACUGAAACCCCAACCACUUUGCCAAAGAGCUCCUGCAAAUCUAGAUCUGUACCCCCGCCAUCUAAAGACGAAACAGACAACUUUUUCCAACAGCUUAAAGGGACAGGUGUACCAUCUGCAAUACUGUCACUUGUGCCUGCAUAUGCUGCAGAUUUCAUCCCAAAAGCUCUGCAAUUGAAACUUCCUGAGCCACUGACAAAACUCUACUGUGCAGAAAACCUCAAGGUGUCGUAUCCCCAACUACUCACCAAAUGUGGAGCU
Patiria miniata (bat star) is the source of this 942-nucleotide messenger RNA. RefSeq lists its product as uncharacterized. The transcript is spliced from 2 exons. Gene Ontology annotation, molecular function: zinc ion binding. The annotation marks the transcript as partial. Lineage: Eukaryota; Metazoa; Echinodermata; Asteroidea; Valvatida; Asterinidae. The record is from RefSeq and is a predicted model, not a curated record.